CAAUUUCAUUUUUCUUGAAACCAAAGAUUGAGAUUUUUAAUUGUUUUAUCAUUUCUUUUUAUUUCUUAAUAGAAUAAUUGUCUUUUGACUAAUUAAAUUCUUACCUUUUUUUGAACUAUGGAAUCACCUAAAGAUAAUAAAUCCGGUGUUGAAGGAGGUGGUGAUGCCAAUUCUGAGUAUAUUAAACUUAAGGUUGUCGGUCAAGAUUCAAAUGAGAUUCAUUUUAGAGUUAAAAUGACCACAGCAAUGGGAAAAUUGAAAAAAUCUUACAGUGAACGAGUGGGUGUACCAGUUACCUCUUUGAGGUUCUUAUUUGAUGGUCGCCGUAUCAAUGAUACAGAUACUCCUAAGCAAUUGGAAAUGGAAAAUGACGAUGUUAUUGAGGUUUACCAAGAACAAUCUGGAGGCUUUGGAGGCAACAUAUUUUUUGGCUGCUAAAAGAAAAGAAUAGACAAAACAAAAGAUUCGUGAUUCCAUGUUCAAAGAAAAAAGCGUCACCUUCUCUUACCUCUCAAUCUCAAUCUUUAUCUAUUUUCUUCUCUUUUCUCUUUUUCUUCGCUUUUUCCUUUUUUCCUUUCCUUUUUCUUUCCUUUUCUUUUUCUUCUCUUUUUCUUCUCGUCGUUUUCCACUUUCAUUUUUUCAAAUCAAACAACCAAAUUACUGAGAUGGAAUCAUUUCGUCUCAUGUCUUCUUGCCUCUAUUUUCUUUUCUAUCAACUCUUCCAUCUUUAUCCCUUUCCACUCUCUCUCUCUCUCUCUCUAUCUCUCACACACACACACACAAACUCUUUCUCUCUCUCUAACUAGCUUUUUCCUUUUCGCCUUCUCUAGGCAUCAAACCACAGUAAUUAACAUUCAUCAUCAAUAAAUGAUUAUUGUAAUUGUUUAACAUCUCUCA
Molecule: messenger RNA, 897 nt
Organism: Panonychus citri (citrus red mite)
Lineage: Eukaryota; Metazoa; Arthropoda; Arachnida; Trombidiformes; Tetranychidae
Product: small ubiquitin-related modifier-like
Exons: 2
Coding region: 118-438 (106 amino acids)
Biological process (GO): protein sumoylation
Cellular component (GO): PML body; nucleus
Molecular function (GO): protein tag activity; ubiquitin-like protein ligase binding
Source: RefSeq, a predicted model, not a curated record